AUUUCAACCAGCAAUAGCGGAAACUUGAUUAUUUUUUGUUGUCAAUUUCCUUUUAUCAGUUACGUGUGAUAUAUACUUUCUUAGCAAUUAAAACAUCGCAUUUUGCUGUUGUGGACUUUUGAGGCAAUAUCAUGAAAAGUACGUUGGUCUCCUUGCUUGUUGCGGGUUUUUGUCACAUAGCAUCUGCCAGAAUACAUCUUCUUAAUCAAGGCCGCGGCUUCAAUAAUUAUAUUUCACGCCCAAUCUAUCGCCCUCCUUUUUACAAUGGUCCGAUUACAACUCCUGUAGACCCGGGAACCACCCCUCACAUUGAUAAACUAAGUGAAGACGAACGACAAGCCCAAGGACGAGGUGUAAGAGUACCGCCGAAUGAUUGUGUUAUCUCAUGGAAUGACUUUCAACAAAAGAUCGCCAACAAAGAAUGGAUAGGACUAUACGGCAUAGAUGAUGAUGACGAAUUAAACCCCGGGGAUGCCUUUAAGUUUUCAGUACGAUGGAUUGUAGAAAAUGAUACAACAUUAAGAAGACAAGGCAGCCUAUGGUUUAAUGGGAGAUGCGUUUUUGCCGAUGGAGUGUUUCGGAGAAUAGAUGGUGACCGUGCUAUAUUCGGUUCCAUAGGCGGAAACGUAUUUGCAACGUCUACAAGAAGGGACUACUUUGUUUGUUCUAGAAGGGAUCCUAUACAAUGGUGCAUUUUCUACAUAUGCUAUGAUUCCGACAAAGUCCAAGAUGGCAGGUGUCCUAAUUCGGAAACAGUUAUCGUCUUCAGGGAACAAAGAGACACAGAUAUCAACGGGGCUGGCAUUCGAGAGGGUCCAAUAAGACUGGAUGACAUAGAUUGGAGCGAGCUCGAAAGCAUCCUGAAAGAAUGUUUAUCCCAAGAAAUCAAAGACGAUCAAGACCCCCAAGUAUUUUGGGCUUGGAGAACUCCAAACAGCAUAGCAUGCCCAGUUCCUGGAACUCCUGCUUUUGAUGAAGGUGUAAAAGCUGGCUAAUUCUGUCGAUGGCGAUCAAAACGUCGUUUGCAUGUGCACAUGUGGCGUUGGUACUGGGUUUUGCAAACUGAUAUUGCUAACCACACUUAAAUAAAAGUUUACAAACAA
Ruditapes philippinarum (Manila clam) is the source of this 1103-nucleotide messenger RNA. RefSeq lists its product as uncharacterized. Bases 132 to 995 code for a protein of 287 amino acids. The transcript is spliced from 7 exons. The record is from RefSeq and is a predicted model, not a curated record. NCBI's taxonomy places the organism in Eukaryota, Metazoa, Mollusca, Bivalvia, Venerida, Veneridae.